This is a messenger RNA of Cuscuta europaea, 2203 nucleotides long. Lineage: Eukaryota; Viridiplantae; Streptophyta; Magnoliopsida; Solanales; Convolvulaceae. The record is from the annotation of a GenBank genome assembly.
UGGGGCUUCCUCCGGCCCUGCUGACGCCGAACAGUUAUUCCUUGAUAGUGGGCUUCUUGCUUCGGUGUGAGGAGUUGGGCUACAGGCCGACCACGGCCUUAUUCAUGAACUUGUACCAGAUCGGCCGAGGAAGCCACAAGAACUGUGCGGCCUAUGCCACUCUUCAACAGCUGCCGAGGAAGAGGAGCUUCACGGAUUUGCCUACGUCCAUUCAUGGGUGGAAGAGCAAGUUCGUGUUUGUGUCCAUUGGUGAGAGUGGCACCGAGUUCCCCUCCCUCGGCCACACCGGGAGGUUCAACCUUCAUGACCCGCCGAAGAGCUCUAUUCUGGAUGCUCAGGUGGAGGCUUUCCUGGAAGGGGGGCCGAGGAGCGUGAAAGAUUACGUCACUGAAUACAAGAUGACGGCCCUCGGCUUCUUCAGAUAUCACUUGUAUGGAGAUAAGGAGGAUGACCUCCAACUUUGGCCGAGGAUGACCACCAACUUUGAGGAGGCCGAUGGCCCGCCUUUGGGCAUUCCCGCUGAGGCCGAUGAUUUUGUCAUGGACCGCCGUUCUAUGAUGGCGAUUGCGAAGGCCAAAGCGGCCGAGGAGAUUGCUGCCAAGGCGGCCGAAGCGGCCAGGCGUGCCGCGGCCGGUGUGGGCGGGGCUAAUGCAGAUGCGGCCCCAAAGCCUGCCCCGUCCAAGAAAAAGAGACCGGCCACUGACGGCCAGAAGAAGUUGACCGAGGCCGGCGUGAGCGUCUCUAAGAAGACGAAGAGGGCUCCUUCCCCUUCUCCUGCCAGUGAGGCCGGUACGCUUACCGUCCCCAGCGUGGGCGAUGGUGGUCCCGUCGUGGACCUUACUGUUGCUGAUGGUGCCGCCCCAGCGCUUCCUCUCGUCCAGGAACCACGGACGCAGAGGGCCGGCAAAGAGGUUGCCGGUGCUACCUAUCAGAAAGUGAUAGAGUACCCCGUCGGCGGGGGCGUGUUCAAUGAGCUCGUCCCCGGCCAUGUCGUCCUGGCCAAGGCCAUGCCGGCCAAAGAUCGGACUCAUCUGAAGAAGCUCGAGGAGCCGAAGAUCUAUGAGGGUGGCAUGGAUCUCCUCGUCCAAGUAAGUGAUUGUCCUUAUAUCCUUGUCUUUCUUCGGCUAUGUAGAGUUUUUGCCUGACCUUAGUUUUUCUUCUGCAGAGUGCCUUCAUGCUUAUGGAAAGCCAUAAGAGGCAGUACUGGGAGAUUGCCCGCCUGCAAGCACUGGAGCAGAAGGCUGCCUCGGCCGACGAGGCGGUAGCUUGCCUUGACCGGCUCCGGGAGGAUGCCAAGGCGCUGCAGGCCAAGGCUGAUGAGGCCGGCGCGGCCAGGGACGAUGCCCUGGUCAAGCUCGAAGAGAGCAGAAGGGAGCUUGAGGAGUCCCGUAGAGCGCUUGAGGCCGAGAAGCGCAGGAGCGAGGAGGCCACCAAGGCGAAAGCUGAGGCCGAAGCCGCCGUUGUGAGGGCUGCCGAUGAGGCUGUUGAGAAGUUCUUGGCCGAAGGGUGGAAGGCCGAUGAGAGGCUCCCCUGGUGUUACGAGGUGGUGGCCGCCAGGCUGGAGAAUUGGGGGAUGAACUCCCCUGCCGGCCGGGAGUAUUUCAGCCAGGAGAUGUCUGUUUACUACAACCUGGGGCAGGAGCGGAUGCAAAGGCUCCUGUACCGGCGGCUAUCCCGGGCGUUGAAGGCCAUGAAUUACACGGCCGGAUGGGCUAGACGAAACCUGAAGCUCCCAAAGCUGAUGAAGGAUCCCGAAGGGCAGGCCGCGCUUCCGCUGUCGGAGCGGGAGUCCCCCAUAGAAAGCUCCGGCCUCGGCGAGCCGGACUAUACCGAGUUCGAUUUCUUGGAUGAUGCCACCAGCGCCGCUGCCGGCCAGGAAGCUGAGGCCGAUGAGGAGGGGGCCAACGAGAUUGAAGAGCCAGCCCCGGAGGCUUGAUCGGCUAGUCCCUAUUGUAGUUAGCUUUUCAUUUUUUUGCCCAAUUAUGUAAUGGCCGUAGUGCCCUCCAAUUGUAAUGAAUUUUAUCAAUCGAGGAAAUUUUUGCUGUCCUGUUCGGCCUUGAAUCCUUUGUGUGCUUGUUUGCUGUGUCAUUUCAAUUCUGUAAAUUGUCUAAGUAUCAAGUCAUAACUUGGGUCACCCGCGAGUGUCCGCUACGUCCGUGAGGUUGGCCUUCCCGUCCAGUAGUCUGGUCGGCCUAUGCCUUUU